Molecule: messenger RNA, 2899 nt
Organism: Lolium rigidum
Lineage: Eukaryota; Viridiplantae; Streptophyta; Magnoliopsida; Poales; Poaceae
Product: mediator of RNA polymerase II transcription subunit 25-like
Exons: 15
Coding region: 141-2579 (812 amino acids)
Biological process (GO): positive regulation of transcription by RNA polymerase II
Cellular component (GO): mediator complex; transcription regulator complex
Source: RefSeq, a predicted model, not a curated record
CUUGACCCCGUGUCCGGCGCCCUCUCUUUCUCCGCACACCAAACAGAAAACCCUCGUUCAGCAGCGAGGGGGGAGAGAAAUUCGAGCGGAUUCGCGAGGGCGAGACCUAGGGGAUCCGUGGAGGAGGCGGGCGGGGGGCGAUGGUGGAGGUUAUGGCUCCGGAGAGGCAGCUGGUGGUCGCCGUGGAGGGGACGGCGGCGCUGGGGCCCUACUGGCCCGCCAUUGCGGCCGAGUACGUCGAGAAGAUCGUCCGGAGUUUUUGUUCAGCUGAUCAGAAGCUUGCGGCGGUACUGCCUGAGCUCGCAUUGGUCGUCUUCCACACCCAUGGACCUUACAGCGCUUUUGUUGUGCAACGCAGUGGUUGGACAAAAGAUAUGGAUGCUUUUCUGUCAUGGUUAUCAGGAAUAUCGUUUAGUGGCGGAGGCUUCAGUGAAGCUGCUAUUUGCGAAGGUCUUUCCGAAGCGCUGAUGAUACUUCAAGGCAGUUCUAGUAACAGCCAGAAUAAUCAAAGCCAUGAAAUACAAAAGCAUUGCAUACUUGUUGCUGCGAGUAAUCCUUAUCCGCUCUCUACGCCUGUCUAUCGUCCUUACGUUCAAAGUAGUGAUCAAAAAAAGAACAAUGAAGCAUCAAAGGAAUCGUGUCUUGCUGAUGCUGAGGCUGUUGCGGCCUCAUUUGCUCAGUGCUCUGUAUCGUUGUCGGUAGUAUCUCCUAAACAGCUUCCAACCCUGAAGGCACUAUACAAUGCGGGAAAGAGGAAUCCUCAAGCUUCUGAUCCAUCGGUUGAUCAUGCAAAAAAUCCACAUUUCCUUGUUUUGUUGUCUGAGAGUUUCAUGGAGGCUCGGACCGCUCUAAGCCAUUCUUUACCGGGAAACCUGGUCCCGAACCACACCAUUACAAAAAUGGACAUUGCGCCUGCAGCUACUGUGCCAGGACCAACUUUGAAUGCCAAUUCCUCAGUGAAUGGAUCGCUAAUUGGCCGGCAACCGACUGCAAAUGUUAAAGUGGAACCAACAACUAUACCAGCAAUGGUUUCUGCACCUCCAUUUUCCCAUAUGACACCCAUUUCAAAUGUUACUUCACAAGGGGUGACAACAAUGCAAAGUUCUUCACCAUCAAUUAUUUCGCAAGAAACAAAUGUUGCAAAUGAAAUUAUGCAAGAGCAUAAGCCUUUAAUAAACCCUAUUCAGCAACAAGUUCGGCCUGGUGGCCCAGCAAAUGGCAGCAUCUUAAACACUCUGUCACAGCAUCGGAAUUCUUUACCAGGAGUUACCUCAAUGGGAACUAACAUGGGUGCAACACCUAUACAAGUGCACAUGGCAAACAUGAUAUCUAGUGGCAUGACAUCAACUCCUCCUGUCAUAUCUUCUAUGUCUGGAACAGUACAACCAAUCGGUGCUCAACUCGGUUCUUUUGGAUCAAACACUUCUACUGUAUCUGGCAUUUCAAAUGUUGCUGUAUCAUCUUCUUUGGCUAACAUGCAAAACAACAUGCCUCCUAUGGCACAAGGUGGUUUGAUGACUGGUUCUCAUGGUGCACAAUCAGGACAAAGUGGAAUUGGUACGAACCAAAAUAUAGUAAGUAGUAUGUCUUCUACGCCUGCAAUGAUGCCAACACCAGGGAUGGCCCAACAGGCAGGAGUGAAUUCUCUUAGUGUGAACAACAAUUCUGCUAUGAAUAUGCCUAUGCCGCAGAAUCCUAAUGGGCAGCAACCGUCCAAGUAUGUCAAAAUUUGGGAGGGAACUUUGUCUGGGCAAAGGCAAGGACAACCUGUAUUUAUUUGUAAACUUGAAGGUUACAGGAGUGGGACAGCGUCCGACACACUUGCAUCAGACUGGCCAGAAACAAUGCAGAUCGUGCGCCUUAUAGCCCAGGAGCAUAUGAACAACAAGCAGUAUGUUGGCAAGGCAGACUUUCUAGUAUUCCGGACGUUAAAUCAGCAUGGGUUCCUUGGACAACUACAAGAGAAGAAACUGUGUGCGGUGAUUCAGCUACCUUCACAAACUUUACUGCUGUCAGUGUCUGAUAAAGCUGGGCGCCUCAUUGGAAUGCUGUUCCCAGGGGAUAUGGUGGUAUUCAAACCACAGGUCUCUACUCAGCAGCCACCGAUGCAGCAGCAGCAGCAGCAGCUACAACAGCAGCAGCACCAGCUACAACAACUGCAGCAUCAGCAACUACAACAGCAGCACAUGCAAAUGCAGCCGCAAGGCCAACAAAUUCAGCAGCAGCAGAUGCAGCAGUUGCAACAGCAGCAGAUGCAGCAGAUGCAGCAGCAGCAGCAGCAGCAACAACAACAGCUGCAGCAGCAUCAAAUUCAACAGCAGCAACAGCUGCAGCAGCAACAAAUGCAGCAAAUGCAGCAGCAGCAGCAACAGCAGCCUCAACAACUCCAGCAGCAGCAGCAGCAGCCUCAACAACUGCAGCAGCAGCAGCAACUCCAACAGCAGCCUCAGAUGGUGGGCACAGGGAUGGGGCAGCAGCAGUUCAUGCAAGGGCAUGGUCGGGCAGUGCAGCAGAUGAUGCAAGGAAAGAUCGCGCCGCAGGGCCCUGGCAACAUGUCUGGGGGAGGCUACCUAUCUUGAAAUAUCUCAUGCUAUCAGAAUAUUGUCUAAGCCAACUCUCAAGUCUCACCCUGCAGGUCGAUGCGGCUCUGGGUGUUACCGGUCUGUCAUACAAAGACUGAUCACCGAACUCCUCUUUAGUUUCGCAGACCCAACUAUUGUGUGGUGGUUUUAUCUUUAUGUAAAGAGUCAUGUAGGGCGUUUGCUUACUGCUGAUGUCUAGCCUGUAGCUGAUGUAUGUGAUGAUGAUCAUGAUGUUGGGGGCAUUGCGGCUGUGUGAACUUAUUAUCUUCUGUGCACUUGUGCUUCGAUGCCAGUAUUUAUAACCGGUACAUUGUUUA